AUGAAACUGUCAUAUAAAAUAACGCAGCUAAGGCGCUCACGUACUCGGCGGUGCCUUAGAAAACCGUAUGAUGAUGAAUUUGUUAAGGAAAUCGGUGCAAUAGCUGCUCUGAAGGAAGUAGCGUCAAGCCCAGAUGAAGUAGCAGCGAAAUUCGCCAGCGAAGCGCUUACAGUAAUUGGUGAGGAAGUACCAUACAAACUUACGCAACAAGUUCCGUGCUGGACAAUUGCUGAUGUGCAGUACUGGGUCAAAAAGAUUGGCUUUGAGUCGUACGCGGAAGCAUUUGCAAAGCAUAUGGUUGACGGUGACUUACUGCUUUUGCUCACCGAGAAAGAGCUCGAGCAAGACUUGCAAAUGACUUCAGCCCUCCUGCGAAAACGCUUCAUCCGCGAGCUUGAAAGUCUAAAAAUAGCCGCUGAUUAUGCAAGCGUAGACGAGAGUCAGCUGGACCAAUUUCUGAUGUCGUUGAGCCCCGAAUUAUCGGUUUACACGUACCAAAUGCUUGGAAUGGGCCUUAAUCGUAGCCUUUUGCCUUCGCUCACCGAUGAAAUGAUGAAGACC
Molecule: messenger RNA, 561 nt
Organism: Gongylonema pulchrum
Lineage: Eukaryota; Metazoa; Nematoda; Chromadorea; Rhabditida; Gongylonematidae
Source: the annotation of a GenBank genome assembly